Branchiostoma floridae (Florida lancelet) is the source of this 2139-nucleotide messenger RNA. RefSeq names its product fibropellin-1-like. The record is from RefSeq and is a predicted model, not a curated record. Gene Ontology annotation, molecular function: calcium ion binding. Gene Ontology annotation, biological process: establishment or maintenance of epithelial cell apical/basal polarity; heterophilic cell-cell adhesion. Bases 84 to 1571 code for a protein of 495 amino acids. NCBI's taxonomy places the organism in Eukaryota, Metazoa, Chordata, Leptocardii, Amphioxiformes, Branchiostomatidae. The transcript has 10 exons. Gene Ontology annotation, cellular component: plasma membrane; protein-containing complex.
UAUAAGAAGUGUAGGCACACAGAGGAACUUGUCGGGGAAUACCUACAGCUAUCGAUCGGGAGUAAAACACGGUUGUAGCAGCCAUGUUGGCCAUCCUUGUCAUCGCUCUCCUGGCGUCCACGUCAUUGUCCGCCGAGGUGGUGUACAUAACCUCUAUGCAAGGAUGGGCGUACUAUAAGGUCCGUGUGUCCGGUCUGAUGACGCAAACCAACAUCCAAGCCGCGUGUGUGGCAGAGGGUAUGAUGUACCCGUGUAUGCGGGCAAACCUGGACUGUGGUGGCGGACUACAGUGGACCGCGGACUGCCCUGCACUUCCAGACGGCAACGGAACCGACCCGGCCGGCGCUUGUCGUGUUCAGGUAAUGAUGGCUCAGAGCGCCUGCGGUAUCCCGGAGCCGUACCGGUGCCAGCCGCUAGACGGCACGUACAUCUACAUCCCCGGUUACUCCGCCAGCGAGGCAUGCGGUAUCGAUGUGGCGGGGCCAAAUUGGUGCGUAGAUGGAGAUGUGGUCAGUGACUUGUAUGCCACCUGUGUCAAAGAGCACGUGAAUGAAUGCCUGAACAGUCCGUGUAACAACGGCGGGGUGUGUGCGGACCUGCCGGACGGCUACCUGUGUAUCUGUCAGGCUGGAUGGACGGGACAGAACUGUCAAACAGAGGUAGAUGAAUGCGCCAGCAAUCCUUGUCAAAACGGAGCUACCUGCACUGACGGUUUGAAUGGGUACAUCUGUACUUGUGCACCUUCGUGGAUCGGUGAUCACUGUGAGAAUGAACGACCCGAGGUAAAUCUCCUUCAUGACAACAAGUGUUACCGGCUGUCCUCUGACACUGCCAACCACGCUGACGCGCAGACAAGCUGCUCCGCCAUUGGUGGACGCCUAGCCAUCAUCAAGGACGCCGGUGUACAGGCCUUCCUCGCCAACGAGAUCCGCCAGGGGGCGGGCGUGUCACACUGGAUCGGGCUCAAGAGCUCAAACGUCACUUUUCAACACAUCGAUCUCUCACCAUUAGCAGGCUAUACAAACUGGAAGCCCGACGAGCCGGCUGAGCUCUGUGUACUUAUGGAAAAGGACGGAGAUUACAAGUGGACGGCGGAAUUCUGUGAUAGUGUACACAACUAUGUCUGUGAAUCGGCCGAGUCACCCUGUCGCCUAAACGUCUGUCAAAAUGGCGGCAACUGCACCGCCUGCUUCGAAGAAGAUUUCGUGCACUGCGACUGCCCACCUGGCUUUGAAGGAGAACGAUGUGAAAUCGAUACCGACGAGUGUGACUCAUCGCCCUGUCAGUUCGGCGGGACGUGCAAAGAUGGGAUCGACUCCUUCAUCUGUAGCUGUCUGCCAGGGUACACUGGGGACGUGUGUCAGACAGACAUCGACCUGUGUAACCCCAACCCCUGUCCGUUCGGCUGGGCCUGUGUGGAUACAGGACCGUCUCUCCACUGCGACGCGUUUGGGCGCGACAGUCCCCAUGUUCGGGCGGCAGUCCCCUACAGCUGCACCAAGGCGUCCUGUCCUGACGGUAUGACGUGUAUGGAGGCCGGGCCUGGGUCCUACUCCUGCACCGUCGGCUGAGGAACAGCGGCCUUUCAGGACCAACUAUACGAAUCUCCAAGCAGAUCUAACGGGGAAAGAUAGUAUCCAAAGGGCUAAAAACCUGGGCGAUACUUUUUAGCCCUUUUGCUUGUGUCUUGCCAGCGUUAGAUUUGCUUGGAGGUUACAACUCCCCACCGAUACCAGCAACAUUCGUGUGUGCUAGAUUUAUAGAUGACCCCAAUCAGGAAUUUACCGAAUUAGAACAUACACCUCUCUAUGACACCAAAUACAAUUAAACUUAAGCAAAAAUACUGUAUUGACUGUGUUGAAAUGCUAUGAAGGCUACUAGACUGUAUAUCGAAGAAUGAUUUUAUGCAAGACGUUUCUGUUCUUUGUUGUGACAAUUAUGACAUAUUGGAAAACACACAAGUAACCCGUGCUUUGACUUGGGAAUGGGAACUGUCAUCUAAAAAAAACAACUUGGAAAUAAGCCGACAUAAGUCAACAUGACUGUUCUCACCAGUCGUCGUUGAACGGUACCCACUUUGGGAUAAUGCACUGUACCUUUGUAUUCCUUGCUUCAAUAAACAGUUUUUAUCAAUCAUAA